AUGGCGUCGGCCAGGACUGGCAGCGGGGACGGGCACAGCGGGCAAGUGGCCCUGCCCUACAAGCCCUACUUCUACAUUGCCACCCAGAAGGGCUGCGAGCUAGAAGUGUCGUCCUUCCUCGCCAAGAAGUUCCAAGGCAAGAUUGCAAAGCUGGAAACUGUCCCUAAAGAAGACUUGGACCUGCCAAACCACUUGGUGGGCCUGAAGAGGAACUACAUCAAGCUGUCCUUCAACACAGUGGAUGACCUGGUGAAGGUGCGGAAGGAGAUCUCUCCUGCUGUGAGGAAAAACAGAGAGCGAGACCAGGCGAGCGAUGUCUACACGGCCAUGCUGUCAAGUGCUCUGAGCGGAGGCAGCCUGAGCACGGAAGAGGAGGGGUCUUCCAGAAAGGUUGCCAACCAGAUGGACAACAUUGUGGAUAUGCGGGAGUACGACGUACCCUACCACGUUCGCCUCUCCAUUGACCUGAAGAUCCACGUGGCUCACUGGUACAACGUGCGAUACUGGGGCAGCACCUACCCCCCUGAAAUCACCCGCCGAGACGACCUCGUGGAGCGACCGGAUCCUGUUGUUCUCGCCUUUGACAUUGAAACUACCAAACUCCCUUUGAAGUUUCCUGAUGCAGAGACAGACCAGAUCAUGAUGAUCUCCUACAUGAUUGAUGGGCAGGGCUACCUGAUCACAAACAGGGAGAUCGUCUCUGAGGAUAUUGAAGACUUCGAGUUUACUCCCAAGCCGGAGUAUGAGGGUCCAUUUUGUGUCUUUAAUGAACCAGAUGAAGCUCAUUUAAUCCAGAGGUGGUUUGAACAUGUCCAGGAGACCAAACCCACAAUCAUUGUCACGUACAAUGGAGACUUCUUUGACUGGCCCUUUGUGGAAGCAAGAGCGGCAGCUCAUGGAGUUAAUAUGUAUCAGGAAAUUGGGUUUCAGAAGGACAGCCAGGGAGAGUACAAAGCAUCCCAGUGCAUCCACAUGGACUGUCUAAGGUGGGUGAAGAGAGACAGCUACCUCCCAGUGGGAAGUCACAACCUGAAAGCAGCAGCUAAAGCAAAACUGGGUUACGAUCCAGUGGAGCUGGACCCUGAAGAGAUGUGCCGGAUGGCUACAGAGGAGCCUCAGACCCUGGCCACCUAUUCAGUGUCCGACGCAGUUGCUACCUAUUACAUGUAUAUGAAGUAUGUGCAUCCUUUCAUUUUUGCCUUGUGCACCAUCAUUCCCAUGGAGCCUGAUGAGGUCUUAAGGAAAGGAUCUGGGACACUGUGUGAGGCACUGCUGAUGGUUCAGGCUUAUCACGCCAACAUCAUCUUCCCCAACAAGCAGGAGCAGGAAUUCAACAAACUUACAGAAGAUGGCCAUGUGCUGGACUCGGAGACGUACGUGGGAGGCCACGUGGAAGCGCUGGAAUCUGGGGUCUUCCGCAGUGACAUCCCCUGCCGCUUCAAAAUGAAUCCCGCUGCCUUCGACUUCCUGGUGCAGCGCGUGGAAAAGACACUGCGGCACGCCAUCGAGGAGGAGGAGGGUUUGCCAUUGGAUCAAGUCACCAACUUCCAGGAGGUUUGUGAUGAAAUCAAGGUCAAGCUGAAUUCCCUGAAAGAUGUUCCAAACAGAAUUGAGUGUCCCCUUAUCUACCAUCUAGAUGUGGGAGCUAUGUACCCCAAUAUCAUUCUGACCAACAGGUUGCAGCCCUCAGCCAUGGUGGAUGAGGCCACGUGUGCUGCCUGCGACUUCAACAAGCCGGGUGCCAACUGUCAGCGCCGGAUGACUUGGCAGUGGAGAGGAGAGUUCAUGCCUGCCAGCCGCAGUGAGUAUCACCGCAUCCAGCAGCAGCUGGAGUCGGAGAAGUUCCCUCCCCUGUCCGCCGAGGGACCACCCCGCGCCUUCCACGAGCUCUCCCGGGAAGAACAGGCGAAGUACGAGAAAAAGCGGCUGGCAGAUUACUGCCGUAAGGCAUACAAGAAGAUCCACAUCACCAAGGUGGAGGAACGAGUCACCACCAUCUGCCAGCGAGAGAACUCUUUCUAUGUGGACACGGUGCGAGCUUUCAGGGACCGCCGCUAUGAGUUCAAGGGGCUACACAAGGUGUGGAAGAAGAAGCUGUCUGCAGCAGUGGAGACAGGAGAUGCCUCUGAAGUGAAGCGCUGCAAGAACAUGGAGAUCCUAUACGACUCCCUGCAGCUGGCCCACAAGUGCAUCCUCAACUCUUUCUAUGGCUACGUCAUGCGGAAAGGAGCUCGCUGGUACUCCAUGGAAAUGGCUGGCAUCGUCUGUUUCACAGGAGCGAGUAUCAUCACCCAGGCCAGGGAACUGAUUGAGCAGAUCGGGAGACCUCUGGAACUGGAUACCGAUGGGAUUUGGUGUGUCCUCCCCAACAGCUUCCCAGAGAACUUUGUCAUCAAGUCAACCAACGCCAAGAAGCCGAAGGUGACAAUCUCCUACCCUGGUGCCAUGCUGAACAUCCUGGUGAAGGAAGGCUUCACAAAUGAUCAGUACCAGGAACUGCAGGACCCAGCCUCUCUCACCUAUGUCACGCGCUCAGAGAACAGCAUCUUUUUUGAAGUGGAUGGACCAUAUCUGGCCAUGAUCCUCCCAGCUUCCAAGGAGGAGGGCAAGAAGCUGAAGAAAAGGUACGCAGUAUUCAACGAGGAUGGGUCCCUGGCCGAGCUGAAGGGGUUUGAGGUGAAGCGCCGGGGAGAGCUGCAGCUGGUGAAGAUAUUCCAGUCUUCUGUGUUUGAAGCCUUUCUGAAAGGCAGCACCCUGGAGGAGGUCUACGCUUCUGUGGCCAAGGUGGCAGAUUACUGGCUGGAUGUGCUCUACAGCAAGGCUGCCAACAUGCCUGAUUCAGAGCUCUUUGAGCUGAUCUCGGAGAACAGGUCCAUGUCGCGCAAGCUGGAGGACUAUGGGGAGCAGAAGUCCACCUCCAUCAGCACUGCCAAGCGCCUGGCAGAGUUCCUGGGGGACCAGAUGGUGAAGGAUGCAGGGCUGAGCUGCCGAUUCAUCAUUUCCAAGAAACCAGAAGGGUCUCCGGUCACCGAGAGGGCCAUCCCCCUCGCCAUCUUCCAAGCUGAGCCCAGCGUGCGCAAACACUACCUCCGAAAAUGGCUGAAGAGCCCCUCGCUGCAGGACUUCAACAUCCGCGCGAUUCUGGACUGGGACUACUACAUCGAGAGACUGGGCAGCACCAUCCAGAAAAUCAUCACCAUUCCUGCAGCCCUGCAGCAGGUAAAGAACCCAGUGCCACGGGUCCGGCACCCAGACUGGCUCCACAAGAAGCUCCUGGAGAAAAAUGAUGUGUACAAACAGAAAAAAAUCAAUGAGCUCUUCACUUCAGAAGGCAAGAGACAGGUCCUUUCCAACCAGCCCCCAGAGGGGAUGCCCAGCUCACAGAUUGGGGACAUAGAGGACUUUGGGGCUGCCAAGACCCUUCGGCCAUCGCUCCCCGUUGCAAAUAAGCGGAAGCGAGUCCCUGCAGCAGAGGAAAGCCAACAGAUGUCCCAGUACCUGGAGCUAUCUCAGUCCUGGCGAGAGAUCCUGGGUCCGCCUCCGCCGCUGGGCACCACCAAGGAGGAGCGGCUGGUCUGGCUCCCCUACCACCAAAGGAAGUGGGAGCUGCAGGCUCGGCAGCGGCGGGAGCGGCGGAAGAGGCGGCGUCUGGAGGACGGUGGGGUGGCAGCAGGUGGAGGAGUGGUCCGCGAUGCCCUCUCCAAAGGGCUGAGCAGCUACCUCCGCAAGACAGCGCGUAGCAUCCUGGACUUACCCUGGCAGAUUGUGCAGAUCGCUGAGACCAGCCAGCCUGGGCUGUUCAGGCUGUGGGCAGUGAUCGGGAGCGACUUGCACUGCAUGAGGCUGAGCAUCCCCCGGGUCUUCUACGUCAACCAGCGCGUCCCGAAGCCGGAGGAGGGAGCAGCGUACAGGAGGGUGAACAGGAUCCUGCCCCGAUCAAACUUAGUUUACAACCUGUACGAAUACUCUGUCCCUGAAGACAUGUACCAAGAGCACAUCAAUGAAAUCAAUGCCGACCUCUCUGCUCCGGACAUCGAGGGAGUGUAUGAGACGCAGGUGCCGCUUCUCUUCCGUGCCCUGAUCCAUCUGGGCUGUGUGUGCGUGGUCAGCCGGCAGCUCGUCAGGCACCUGGCGGGGCGGGAGGCCGAAACCUUUGACAUCGAGCAGCUGGAGAUGCGCUCGCUGGCCCAGUUCACCUACCUGGAGCCAGGCAUCUUGUCACACACAGAGGGGAGAGCCCCCUGGAACUGUGCAGCCUGGGGUCCCUCUCCCCCAGCUCUGACCCAGUCCCCCUUGGGCACAGUACGCAGCAACCAGAUGCCGAAUCUCACCACCCUCUUCUCGGCGGAGCGCAGUGCGCUGCUGGAAAAGGCAGGCGAAGAGCUGCUGCCCCCCGACAAGCACACCUUUGAAGUGCGCGCCGAGACCGACCCCAAGGCAGUCUACAGAGCUGUCCAGCGGCUGCUGCUGGGCUACAAGAGGCUGCCUCAUCCCUUGAUGGGACAGGCGGGGUUCCCUGUCUUCUCUGCAGCUGUGCUCACCCCGACGCCGUUCACCUCUCUGUGCCCCAGGUACUACCACAUCCCCAUUGGGAACCUCCCCGAUGACAUCUCCACCUUUGGCUCUGACCUGUUCUUCUCGCGCCACCUCCGUCGUCACAACCAUUUGCUGUGGCUCUCGCUCACGGCCCGCCCAGACCUGGGGGGUAAGGAGGCUGAUGACAACCGCCUAGUCAUGGAGUUUGAUGAGAGAGCCUCCGUGGAGAUAAACAACCCCGGCUGCUACUCCACAGUGUGUCUGGAGCUGGACAUCCAGAGCCUGGCUGUAAACACAGUGUUGCAGUCCCACCACAUAAACGACAUGGAAGGAGGCUCCAGCAUGAGUAUCAGCUUUGACGUGAUUCAGCAGGCGUCCCUAGAAGACAUGGUGACGGGGAACCAAGCUGCCAACAUCCCGGCCAGCUAUGAUGAAACUGCCCUCUGCUCCAACACUUUCAGGAUCCUGAAGAGCAUGGUGGUGAGCUGGGUGAAGGAGAUCACACAGUAUCACAAUGUCUACGCAGACAACCAGGUCAUUCACUUUUACCGCUGGCUCCGCUCUCCUUCUUCCCUGCUCUAUGACCCAGCGCUGCACCGCACGCUCCACAACAUGAUGAAGAAGCUUUUUCUGCAGCUGGUGGCUGAGUUCAAGCGUCUGGGCUCCUCGGUGGUUUAUGCCAACUUUAACCGGAUCAUUCUGUGCACCAAGAAGCGGCGCAUUGAGGAUGCCAUCAGCUACAUGGAGUACAUCAUCAACAGCAUCCACUCCAAGGAGAUCUUCCACUCUCUGACCAUCUCCUUCUCCCGCUGCUGGGAGUUCCUGCUCUGGAUGGAUCCAGCAAAUUAUGGAGGUAUCAAGGGAAAAGUGGAUUCUCGCAUCCACUACAGAGAGAAGGACACCAGCAAGAGGCACGUGUUGGAGGAGGAGGACAGCGAGGAAGAGGAGGAGGAGGCAGCAGGGGAAGAUGAGGAAGGGGAAGGGGAGCCAAACAUGGAGGAGCUGCUGGAGAACAGCUGGAACAUCGCACAGUUCCUGCCCCAGGCUGCCUCCUGCCAGAGCUACUUCCUGAUGAUUGUGUCGGCCUACGUUGUGGCCGUGUACCACAGCAUGAAGGAGGAGCUGCGGCGCAACGCCCCUGGGAGCACCCCAGUCAAGCGGAGGAGCACCAGCCAGGUGUCCCAGGAGGUGCUGGGGGAGACAGGGGCCAUGCCUGGCAUGAUCACCUUCUCGCAGGAUUAUGUGGCUAAUGAGCUCACCCAGAGCUUCUUCACCAUCACCCAGAAGAUCCAGAAGAAGAUGGCUGGUUCUCGUAACGCCACUGAGCCUUCAGACAUGUUCCCGGUGCUGCCUGGCUCCUACUUGCCGCUCAAUAACCCAGCUCUGGAGUUCAUCAAAUAUGUUUGCAAGGUCCUCUCUCUGGACACCAACAUAACCAACCAGGUGAACAAACUGCGCCGGGACCUGCUGCGUCUCAUCGAGGUGGGCGAGUUCUCAGAAGCAGCUCAGUUUCGGGACCCUUGCCGCUCCUACAUGCUCCCUGAAGUCAUCUGCAGGAACUGCAACUUCUGCAGGGACCUGGACCUGUGCAAGGACCCUGCCCUCUCCCAGGAUGGGUCGGUGCUGCCCAGCUGGGUCUGCUCCAAUUGCCAGGCACAGUACGACCCUGAUGCCAUCGAAACAGCCCUAGUGGAAGCCCUGCAGAAGAAGCUGAUGGCCUUCGUGCUGCAGGACCUGGUGUGCAAGAAGUGUCAUGGUGUAAAGGAGACACACAUGCCCGUGUACUGCAGCUGCGCUGGAGACUUCACCCUCACCAUCUCCUCCCAGGACGACGACAAGGUGUAA
Opisthocomus hoazin is the source of this 6381-nucleotide messenger RNA. NCBI's taxonomy places the organism in Eukaryota, Metazoa, Chordata, Aves, Opisthocomiformes, Opisthocomidae. The record is from RefSeq and is a predicted model, not a curated record.